This is a messenger RNA of Guyanagaster necrorhizus, 1648 nucleotides long. RefSeq names its product tRNA-guanine transglycosylase. NCBI's taxonomy places the organism in Eukaryota, Fungi, Basidiomycota, Agaricomycetes, Agaricales, Physalacriaceae. Gene Ontology annotation, molecular function: tRNA-guanosine(34) queuine transglycosylase activity. Gene Ontology annotation, cellular component: cytosol. The coding region runs from base 1 to 1257 and encodes 418 amino acids. The transcript has 12 exons. The record is from RefSeq and is a predicted model, not a curated record.
AUGCAGUUCGAAGUCAUUGCCAAAUGCCACACGACGCGAGCUCGUGUCUCUCGAAUGAAUCUGACCCAUGGCGUGACUAUGUUACCCACAUUCAUGCCAGUCGCGACCCAAGCAGCCAUCAAAGGACUCACUCCCCAGCAAGUAGAAGCUCUUGGCGUCACCUUGAUACUCAAUAACACAUAUCAUCUCAAUCUUCGUCCUGGCAUGAAAGUAUUGAACCAAGCGGGAGGUGCUCACAAAUUCCAGGGCUGGCAUCGCAACCUCCUGACGGAUAGUGGGGGGUUCCAACUGGUUUCUCUGAGCAAGUUUACAACAAUCACUGAAGAAGGGGCACUUUUUCUAAGCCCGUUCACCGGUGAACCGACAAUGUUAACGCCCGAAGAAAGUAUAUCUAUUCAACAUUCCAUUGGUGCAGAUAUUAUCAUGCAACUGGACGAUGUAGUGUCAAGUCUGACUACAGGACCACGCGUAGCAGAGGCUAUGGAAAGGUCCGUCCGAUGGCUGGAUCGAUGUAUCAAAUAUCACGAAGGCUCUGGGAAGAAAUCAACCCAGAACCUUUUUGCGAUCGUCCAAGGAGGUCUUGAUCCUCACCUCCGACAUCAGUGUCUCGAUGCUAUGAUCCAGAGGAAAAACGACAUUUCCGGAUAUGCCAUUGGUGGCCUAAGUGGCGGUGAAGAAAAGGAUGUCUUUUGGCGAAUUAUCAAGCUAUGCGCAGAUAAACUACCAGAAGAUCGACCUCGUUAUUCUAUGGGAAUUGGCUUUGCCGAAGGCAGGAACUUUCUUCUACAUCUACUGGUCUGUGUAGCCCUGGGCGUCGAUAUGGCUGACUGUGUCUUCCCUACAAGAACUGCUCGAUUCGGUGUGGCUUUGACACACGCGGGCCCCCUCAACCUCAAACUCAGCAAACACGAGGCUGAUAUGAACCCCAUCGACAAGUCAUGUCCUUGUCCGACAUGCACCGACGGGACUUCUCGUGCAUACCUGCAUCAUAUCGUCACACACGAGACCGCAGCUGCACACGCGGUAACAAUACAUAAUAUCACUUUCCAAGCCCAAGUCAUGGGUGGAGCCCGGGAUGCCAUACUAUCGGGAACAUUCCCAGAGUACCUGCGAUCGUUCUUUGCCGGCUAUUUUGGAGACGGCGGAUACCCCGAGUGGUGCGUCAAUGCAUUACGCAGCGUAGGAGUGGACUUACUGCAGGAUCACCCAGUAAAUCUGAUACCUGGCAGCGGAGCAAAAUGGGAAUAUGCAAAUUGACACCUUUGAUAGACGUUCCAGUAUGUAUAGAGCCCUUCAUCAUCGACGAUGCUUUUUUGAAUGACUCCCCCGACCAUUCUUUGCGCGCCGAUUUUCCAGCAGUUUCCUGUUCUUACGAACCUGCUCUGCGUUCUUGAGCUCACCUUUAACUCUACCGACCGACUUCGUUGCGAAUCGUCCGCCGACCUUCUUACCCUUCUUCCCAGGUGGUAAUCGGGACGAAGAACUCUGCGUCUCGCCCUCUUCCUUCUUCUUCAACUGCCGAACUUUGCGUUCAUAGUCCUUGCUGAGCUUAUCAAGGGGCUUGGGUACGGUAACGACCUUGUUGUGCUUGAAUUUGUGCCCUCUGAGUACCCGGGAAGUUUCGUUCUCGGUCUCGCCUACUCUUGGC